Molecule: messenger RNA, 1090 nt
Organism: Musca domestica (house fly)
Lineage: Eukaryota; Metazoa; Arthropoda; Insecta; Diptera; Muscidae
Gene: MED27
Product: mediator of RNA polymerase II transcription subunit 27
Exons: 5
Coding region: 99-992 (297 amino acids)
Biological process (GO): regulation of transcription by RNA polymerase II
Cellular component (GO): mediator complex
Molecular function (GO): transcription coactivator activity
Source: RefSeq, a predicted model, not a curated record
ACAGCUCUCAAAAAGUGCGUUUUGUUUACAUUGCAAUUUGUGAUUUUUAAUUUGUUUUUCUGGCAGAAAUUCAUGAAAUUUAUAGUUUUAGUUCUUUAAUGGCAAAUAUGGAAAAAUUAAAUGCAACAUUAAAUGCGGUAAAAUCAUUACGUUCCAGUGUACGCCAGUGUUUUGAACAAUUAGCAGAUGGCACUGCCGCCGAACAAACUGAAGAUAACCGGACGAAAUUCCUGGUCGAGUUUCAAGAGAAUUAUAGCCAUAUUAAUCAACAAUUAAGGGAAGUCGAAACAUUGAUCAAUGGCUUACAACCGUCAUUGGUUUCCUCCUAUUUGGGAAAUACUACAUAUUUGGCCCAAGAAAUUACCCAGGAUCGGCAAGCUAUGUAUUCCCAGCUAGUUAAUAGUUAUAAAUGGAUAGACAAAGUUCACGAACACAGUUUAUUGGCCUUCAACAACUUAAAUUUGAAUAAUUUGCGGAGGUCCUACACCUACUGCUCGCAGAAGAGGGGUAGAGUUCAAUACACAUCUUGUAACAAUCCAGAUCCAGAAUUCAUUGACAACCUCUUUUACAAUGAUAUUUCGCACACCAACACAAUUUAUGAAGUUUGCCGUCAAUUUAGUUCCAAUGCUGUGGUGUUUGCAACCAUAAGUCAUGUUCUGAAGGCAGCUAUAAUAUGCAAAGGUGUUCUCAUUGAGUGGGUAACCGUGAAAGGGUACGAUGAACCCAUGGAAAUUGAUGAUCUAUGGACGGAAUCACGCUACGAGGUCUUUCGUAAAGUUCAAGAGCAUACGCAUUCAGCCAUGUUGCAUUUCUUUUCGCCCACUCAGCCGGAAUUGGCGGUUAAAAGUUUCAUGACUUGGUUGAAUAGCUACAGUAAAUUAUUCUUGGAACCUUGUAAGAGAUGUGGAAAAUAUGUUUCAAAUGGUUUGCCUCCCACAUGGCGUGAUUUGCGGACUUUGGAACCCUUCCAUGAAGAAUGCAAAAAUUGCUAAAAAAAACACUUCUAAACCUUAAGCAACAACAUCUUUAGUUUUAGUUUGUACUCCACAUUUUAAACAACAAAAUAAAAAUGCUAAAGUAAUUUUUUUUU